AUUGGACCGGGAUCUGCAAUCAUACAAGAGAGAGAAUAAUAAAGCAUUUGAUUGCUGGAUGAAAUUGCAAAGUUCCUAGUACCAAGAAAGGCACACAUCAAAAUCCAAAUCUACGACCAUCUGUAUUCUGUAAUCAAAUUCAAUUGAAAAUCCUAUAUUCAUUCAAGACCCUGAAUUCAAAAUCCAAUUCAGUUGAAAGAUUUUCUUAUUUCCAAACUCAAGGAGUGCAAAAAUAUAAAUGGAUUUGGGAGAAUUGUGGGCCAUAUUCGGACCCGGAUUUUCCGGCGUAGUCUUUGGCGCCGGCUGGUGGUUCUGGGUCGACGCUGUAGUAUGCAGUUCCGUUAAAGUCCCCUUCCUCCACUAUCUUCCAGGCAUUUUUGCCUCUUUGGCUGCUUUGAUGUUCAAUACUGAUAAUAAAGAAGACCUUGACGACUCACCCUACGGCUAUGGAGAAAACGAGUGGAGGGUCAAACUUUGGCUUUUCAUUGCAUAUGUUGUAUCCUUCGUCUCCCUGGCCGCUUCCGUGGGCCUAUUGAUACAAGAUGCUCUGGUGAAAUCUGGACCUUCAGCAUGGACAGGAACUGCAGGUGUUUUUCAAUGUGUGUUUGUAUUAAUCAGUGGGCUGAUGUACUGGACUUCUCAUUCUGAAUAACCAAGUACCCUCAAACGUGGACUGUCUGCAAAUUGAGAUUGUUUGCCGGUUGUACAUGCCUGUGUUUCUGUAUCUGUUAUGUUAGUUAGAUACAAAGGUCGGUCUGUUUUAAUAAAAAACUUUCCGAUUCUCUUGUACAAAACAUUCAGAAUGUGCUCCAAAAUGUCAGGGUCUCCCCCUUGGAUCACAUUUAGGUGGUGUAUUCAAUUUAGAUUUUAAAGAUUUUUUUAUAUACUCUAGUGAUUGACUUUUGUAAAGUUAGUGUGAUUUUUAUUUAUAGAUUUGUCGUAAAUUUGAUUUGACUUUUA
Messenger RNA from Olea europaea var. sylvestris, 960 nucleotides. Its product is annotated as transmembrane protein 50 homolog. Lineage: Eukaryota; Viridiplantae; Streptophyta; Magnoliopsida; Lamiales; Oleaceae. The transcript has 4 exons. Bases 239 to 652 code for a protein of 137 amino acids. Gene Ontology annotation, biological process: late endosome to vacuole transport via multivesicular body sorting pathway; protein targeting to vacuole. The record is from RefSeq and is a predicted model, not a curated record.